AAUGAAAACAAAGAGGAAAUUUUAAUUCAAUAAAUAAUGUGGUUAAUUAAAGAUAAUUGUCAGUAUUUCAUGUUAUUAGUACUUGAAAUACAGACCACUAGGUUUCUAUUAAUUCAUGAUUUUUUAUGGAAUAUCAAAAUAUUAAAUUAUCACCAACACAAGUAUCACAAACAUUAACAAUGACAACAGAACAACAACAAGAUAAAACAUUUAAAAAUUCCGAUGAACCUCAACUAGAUACUAAUAAAGAAGAUGAUACACUUUUUGAAUAUUCAAAAGUUAGUGAAGUUGAAACUGUUUCAAAAGACAAAUUACCAAAUUCAUUAUCACAAAUUUCAGUUAAUACUCAACCAUUGAAUGAUUAUGAUAAAUCACAAGAGGCAACAAAUUCAACAGACAACACACCAACAAGUGAUACAAAAUCCAAAACAAAUGUUCCUCCACUAAAAAAGAUCAUACGAUCAUCCAUUACAGAAACUGAAGAAGUUAAAGAGAAGUCUGUCAAAUCUUACUUUGAUACUGUUUCAUCAGCUGGUUAUCCUACAUCACCACCGGACUUUUCUGAUUAUGUUAAGACACGUGUAACAAAUAAAUACCCAAGUUAUUCAUCUUCUUGCAGUUCAUAUCAAUAUCAUCAUCAUGUAGAAAAUUUACCUAAAAAAUCGGAUGAAAAUAUCAAUGGUCACAGUAAUUUGACAUCACAUAAAGUUUUAUCUACGGUUACUAAAUUAGCACCAGAGAGUAAUGUGCCUCAAACAAAUAAUUAUGAAAGUAUAUCAAGACCACAAAUCAGUGUUCCUAUUAAAAUACGACGUAUACCACAAGAUGUUAGGGUAAUUCACACAUCAAAUACACCUACCUUAAAUAGAUUAGAUGAAUUUAAACGGAGCUGUGAACGAGCAACAAGACAAUGGGAACAAGUGAUCAAUAAUAAAAAUGGUAAUAAAUUGACAGAAGAAAUAAUGGUUCGCAGAAUAGCUGAAUUGGAAUCCUGUGUAAAAGAGGCUGAAAAUUUAUUAAAAUUAUUUGUAGCAGAAGUCCGUGAUGUACGUGCAACAGCUGAUUAUUGGUCAAAGAAAACAACAAAUUUAGAAAAAUCUUAUCAUAAUUUACAUGGAAAAGUUAAAGAUUAUCGUUUUAAUGCAAAACAAAGUGAAAAUGAAUAUUUGAAAGCUAUGGAAGAACGUGAUUACUUUUUACAAAGUCUACGAGAAUCAGAAACAAGAGAACAAAACUUAUCAAAUUUACUUCAACGUGUUGAAGAUGAAUAUAAUACAUUAUCAAGAGAUAUAAGAAUUUUAGAACGAGCUCAUGCAAAAAAAGAUCGUCAAUUACAAAAUUUAUUAUUAGAAAAAAAUGAACUUUCUAGAAAAAUUAUACAUUUAGAAUCAACUUUGCAUAAAUUAAAAAAUCGAGCAGAAUACACAUAUCGGCAAAAACACUCAUCUCAUAAAGAUGAACCCAUAAGUCGACUUCAUACCCAACUUGGUGAUGAAUCUGAAUAUGUACUAAGUGACUUCGGUUCAUUAGAUAGAAACCAAAAGAUAUACACAAUGACUGCAUCAAUAGAUGAAAGACAGAACAAAAACACUCUAAUUGGUAUUAAUCAAAAUUUAGAUGAUUCUGAUACGUAUAUACCACAAAAAUCGGAUUCAUUCAAAGUCUGUGGAUCAGUAGAAUUAUUAGAUGGUAAAAAACAAAGCUAUUUGUCCAACAAAAACAUGUCAGAUUCUUUAAUAACUACAAAAAUAAGUGAAAAUAAUAUCAAUACACAGGAUCAUAAAGAUUCACUUGAUGAUCAAAAUAUUGAUUUGUCACCAACAACAAUUGGCAAUGAUGAACAGAUUCAUCAUCAAUCAGAACAUUUAAUACAGCAUCGAUCAGUUGAAAAAAGUAUGGAUGAUUUAUCGGAUACUUUAGUAGAUUUAAAUAAUUUAACUAGGCAAGAUGAUAUGGAUAUUGAGAUACAACCAAGAGAUUCAACAAAUAAUUACCAUAGAAAAUGGAGUAUUGCAUCCGAUUAUCAAUAUUCGCCUAAUCAACAUAUUAAGUCAUUAAAAAAAGAUGCUUUAUCAACUGAAGAUGAAUCAUUAAAACAUAGAUCUCAAGUACAAGUUGUUGUUGGGCGAUCACCAUCAACUGAAAAAAAACGAAGGACAGUUCAUACCAGUCAUUCACAUAAAAAGUAUUCAUACAAGAAAAUUUUUGAUCAGCCUGUAUUGCCAUCUGUAUUCAGUACUAACAGCCUUCGAUUUAAUAGACAUCGUCCAGCAUCAGUCUCUGGUUAUCUGGAUGAAUGCGCACUAAACAGGUCGUACGAUUUAUACCCUGUACCAUCGUCAGCUAGACCAAGUACCAGUUUUGGACAUUUACAUAAUUCUAAACGUUUAAAAUCACUGGAAAGAGAUUAUUAUACAUCUUGUCAAAAUUUAAGUACAAAACCUUACUCCACUGUAAAACUGAAUCGUCAAGUAAAUCGACAACCUCUCAUUAUUCACUCACAUUCAGAUCGUCGUUUAAGAGAUAUGCAACAUGCGAAUUAUUUACGUCAUGGUAAUCGCAUGGAUAACGAAUAUGAACGAAUUUACUUUCCCCAGUCAUAUUCAUCACAUCAUUUAAAAAUUCCAGAAAAGACAUGUUUGGAAAGUAGCUUAGAUCAUAUCAAUCUUGAAGUGGAUCGUUUACGAGAUUGUAUUAAAUUAUUAAAUCCAUAAACAAAGUAUUGUGAUAGUUUAAAAUAAAAAUUUUUUUUUAAAAAAGAACAUAAAUAAUCAAUUUUCUUUUUAUAUUACAAUGCAUAAAUAUAUGCGAAUAUUUUAGCUUACAUAAUUGAACAGAGUAAAUGUUGUCAAAGAAAUAUAAACGUAUUUUAAAUAUGAAUUGAUCAAAUUAACAAGCGGGAAUUUCAAAUUAUGGAUUCAAUAAAUUUCUACAUAUAAACAUUUUUGUUUCCAAGAAAAUAUACUACUGACUAAAAAUAUUCAAAUACACAUAUCAUUUUUUUAGAAAAAAUACAAAAUAAGUAUUUCCAUAAUUUUGUAAUCGGCAACUUAAUUGAUAAAUGUAAUUUUUUUCUAAAGUCAUUAUUUCUUUUUAUUAAUUGAAUAUUAGUUAUUGAGCAUCAUUAUUGUUGUUCUAUUUUGUCUGUUUCGAUUUUUGUUUUCUCAUUUGAAAUAAACGAUGAUGAAUAGAAUUGAUUUUUCAAGUGUAUUUUUGCUUCUCAUUUUAUUGUCAUUAAACAAUUUGAGUACUUAUGUAUUAAUGUUCAUAAUGUCUAAUACUUAACGAAUGUGUUGUGAGUGUUUUGGCCACUAAGUAAACAUGUUUCUUAGUUACCUAUUUGCUGGAUUUCUUUGAAAGUAUACAGAAUUCUCUUUCUUGUUGAUGACUUUAUUCAUAAUGGUUCCGAGAUUAAUUUUUGUCAGUGGUAUAAUAAUAACUGAAGAACCAAUGAAAAAUCGGAGAUUGAUUCAGUACCCAUUCGUUAUAAACACUUUCAAGGAUUUAAAUCUACAACUUUCAAACUUCAUAUUGACUACACAACUUAUAGACCGCUGAAUAAAAAGGUGAACAUUUCUCAUUUUUAGUUUAAAAACCAUUCAUAUUAAAGAAUUGUUGUCGAAACGUGUUUAAUUCAAGGAUUCAGCACAGAACAAAUACUUAUAUAUCGAAUAUGAGUAUCUAUUUCGAAUACAUUUUAUUUGAAACAGUAAAUACACCAACUCAUCCAGGUUGACAUAAUAUUAGAAUCAUAUUUCAGUUUGUUACUUAUCGUUAAAUUUUGUCUGAUUAGUAAGAAUUAGUAAACGUUGAUAUGAUAAUUUGAUUUUGUAGUCAAGUGUUUACCUGGAAUCUGUACUUUUGUGAGAAAGACAAAUGUGAUAUUCUCCGAAAUAAAACAAAUAAGAAAAUCAGUCAUAAUCUACAUUUCAGUAUCAUUGUCAAGAACAUAAAAUUUAAUAAUGUUUACCAUGAAUACUUAUAUUUAUUAUGUGAUCAUAUUUUAUGUUUGCUGAACAAUAUUCGGUUUUGAUUAGACAGAUAGAUGUAUUUGACAAUGAAAGCCAAAAUUACGGUAAAAGAAGGUAAGCUAGAAUCUAUUGCUUACUAGUUAAUAGUUAAAAUAGUUUUGAACAUUUUAUCUAACUACUACAUGUUAAAGUUUGACUAAUAAAGCUCAAUAAAGUUUAAACUGACAACCGGUGUCUGCAUUUAUUCUAUCGCUAAUUUAACAUAGCACAAAUAAAUAAAUUAAUCACAAGAUUUGAAAAAUAACUUGUGACAGUUACUUUAUGUUCGUACCCUUCAAUUAAACCUGUGGUUCACUGAUGUUACAUAUGUCAUGUAGAAACAAGGAAAAUGUACCUAUAGUGUUUAAUGCUUGUAUAAUAUUUAAUUUGAAUUUACUUGUUCCAGAAUCAUCUUAUAAAUUAAAAGUUGAUUCACUUGCAUAAUGGAUAAAGAACAUUUUAUUUGACUAGCUAUUAUACUGCAACAUUCAAUUCAUCUGUUUUCACAGGUCAAGUAUCACUUGGGUAAAUAUUAAAUGGUCUGUGAUUUACUUCAAGCUAAAUUUUCGAUAUAUUGUUCAAGUCAAUUCUUCAAACCCAUGCAUAGUGAUUGUUAUUGAUGUUACAACCAAUACUAAUAAGAGAUCUACGCACAAAGUUAUGUAUACUAUUUAAAGGUUUUUGCUCCUUAAUUUUUUAAAUACUUCAGAAGAGGUCAUGUCGAUUAUAAGCUAUCAACAAAAUGCUUAUUCACAAUGCAAAAUAAAUGUUUUUUUCACAAACCAACACUUUCAAGAGUAAUUAAGUUUUCGGAAGCAACAAAGCCUUAAUCGACACUAAAUAUGUUAUAAAUAUUGUCAACAUUUAGUUCUAACAGUCAAUAUACAAUUUGAGAUGUCAGAAAGUAAGGGACUGGGACACGCAAACAUUACCACCAAACUAACAAGGUUAAAGGUAGUUGAUCUUAGAUACUUGGGCGAAAUUCCAUAUCCGACUAUGGAUAAAUUUAAAAAUGUGUAAUUAAGUAAGAACUAGAUGAAACCUAAUAAUAUCUAUUAACUGAGAUUUCCAAUUAAUGAACGAAAAAUUAAAAAAUGCUAAUGAAAUCGAAUAUGAGAAAGUGAUUUGAUUUUCAUGGGAAAAACAAUAAUAAGCAAAUCGAAAUAAGAUGUAUAUAAAAUCUCAACAUCAUCUCUGACCUCUUCAAUACUAAAUAAAUGUGAUUAAAAUGUUGAAAUUAAAUAAAUAUAGUUAUGAGUAUUUAUCAUUACGUUUGAAAAAUAUUCUUCAAUCCUGAAUCUAACUCCUAUCACCCCAAGUUAACCCCUUAAUUUAUC
Molecule: messenger RNA, 5347 nt
Organism: Schistosoma haematobium
Lineage: Eukaryota; Metazoa; Platyhelminthes; Trematoda; Strigeidida; Schistosomatidae
Exons: 8
Coding region: 126-2714 (862 amino acids)
Source: RefSeq, a predicted model, not a curated record